Molecule: messenger RNA, 1313 nt
Organism: Notodromas monacha
Lineage: Eukaryota; Metazoa; Arthropoda; Ostracoda; Podocopida; Cyprididae
Source: the annotation of a GenBank genome assembly
UUAUUUCCAUCUUGAAUGAAAUCCAGGAAAGUCAUGUAUGCCCCUGAGCCAACACCAGCAGGUUGGGAUGUCAGAGGGGAUGGGCCAGCAGUGAUUAGUCAUGCACCUCAAGUUGGAGGUUAUCAAGCUCCAGGACAAGCUUGGCCACAACCCACCAACUGUCCCAGGGGUCUGGAAUACUUGACCCAUGUUGACCAGUUACUGAUUCAUCAGAAAAUUGAACUUCUUGAGGCAUUCACUGGAUUUGAAACUGCCAAUAAGUACACCAUCAAGAACACCUUGGGCCAGAAGGUUUACUAUGCAGCUGAGAAAUCAGAUUGUUGCACAAGAAACAUCUGUGGACCAAUCAGACCCUUUGACAUGAAGAUCUAUGACCUGAACAAGCAAGAAGUUCUCAUUUUCAAUAGGCCUCUUCGCUGUGACUCCUGUCUGUGUUUCUGCUGUCUUCAGAAAAUGGAUGUCUAUGCAAGUCCAGGGGAUUUUUUGGGCUCAAUAGAACAAACAUGGUCCAUCAUCCAUCCAAGAUAUGUCAUCAAGGAUGCAGCUGGAAACCCAGUUCUUAAGAUGGCAGGACCUUGUUGCACAUGGUCUCUCUGUGGUGAUGUUGAAUUUGAGAUUUUUUCUGAAUCCACUGGAGAAUCCGUCGGAAAGAUCAGUAAACAAUGGUCGGGUCUUGCAAAAGAAAUGUUCACCGACGCAGACAAUUUUGGCAUCAGUUUCCCACUGGACCUUGACGUAAGGAUGAAAGCUGUUCUUCUCGGAGCAGUUUUCCUUAUAGACUUCAUGUUCUUCGAACAGCAGAAUAACAAAGAAAACGACGGAAUCGGAAUGUUUUCUUGAGGCCAACAUGGACUUGAAUAUCGUUUUUUUUCAUUUGAAACAAACGAAAUUGAUGGUUUACAAUGAAGAACAGUUUUGAUUUUAUUUCCAGGACCAGUGAAUUAAAAAAAUUAAAUGCUGGCAUUUUCAAGAAUUCUCCGCCACACUUGAGUAAUAAAAACUUCAUCGGAACUUUGGGAAAAAAAAUCCAAAAAGUGUUAUAUAAAGAGUCUAUCUUUAUACUUGUCUUACAGAUUUUAUUUCUUCUCUUUGUGAGAGUUGAAUAAGUGCAUUUCUUCCAGGGAUUUAAUUAAGAAAUACAUAUCUUGCAGAUUAAUGAAAAAAAAGUUGAGCUUCAUGCGACCUUCAAAAAAUUAAUGUGGAGUUUUCUCGACGGAUUUUCAAGGUCAGGAGCCGGAAGUGGGAACACAUAGCGUGUGUAAAAGAUAACAACUGUGAAGUAUAAGAAAUGAGUAAAAAGUGGUAAGUGCUGA